GUGUAUCUGAUUCUGACGAUCAGUGAGAACGACUAAUCUAGUAUGAAAUAUCUGUUGUGACCGUGUUUCGUCGAUCUCAUUAGCUGAUUAGUUCGAAAAUAGGUUUAUAUUUAAAUAAAUAUUAUUUAUAUUAUAACGUAGGUCUAAGAUGGCUUCAACGGCGGCAAUAGCGGCUAAGCUCAAGAAGAAGCACGUCAGAGUCAAGCACCAGAAAGUGAAGUUGUUCAGAGCAAAUGAGCCCCUGCUGUCCGUAUUCAUGUGGGGAGUCAAUCAUUCGAUAAACGAGCUGGUGCACAUCAACAUCCCGGUGAUGCUCAUGCCGGACGACUUCCGUGCGCACAGCAAAGUGCGCGUGGACAACCACCUCUUCAACAAGGAGAACCUUCCAUCACACUUCAAAGUCAAGGAAUAUUGCCCCAUCGUCUUCAGAAACUUGCGGGAGCGCUUCGGCAUUGAUGACCACGAGUUCAGGGAAUCUUUAACAAGGUCGCAGCCAGUGUCCGUGGAGACGCCAGGGCGCAGCGCCGCGCGCUUCUUCAUCACCAGCGACAAGAUGUACAUCCUGAAGACGCUCACCAGCGAGGAGGUCGAACAGAUGCACGCCCUGCUCAAGCAGUACCAUCCUGUGAGGCUUGUGAGGGAGAUGCUUGUGAGGGAGGUGUCCUCCCUUAAUUACAGGAAAUACGACCUUAAGGGCUCGACGGUGGACAGGGAGGCGUCCACCAAGGAGCUGGAGAAGGACUUGCCUACGUUCAAGGACAACGACUUUGUCAAGGACGGCACUAAGGUGCACAUCGGCGAGCCUGCGAAGCAGUCCUUAAUGGAGACCCUUACUGCAGACGUCGAGUUCCUGACCCGCCUGCACCUCAUGGACUACUCGCUGCUGCUCGGCAUCCACGACAUCACGCGCGGCAACACCGAGACCCAGCCCGACCCUGCGGGGAUGUCGGGGGACUCAGAGGAGGAAGACGUGGAGAUCUACGCCAUAGAGAGUCAUGAGAGCGCCCCCCAGCCGGAGGUGUACUUCAUGGCGCUGAUCGACGUCUUGACACACUACGGCGUCAAGAAGCAAGCUGCCAAGGCUGCCAAGACGGUCAAGUACGGCUCCUCUGCUGACGGCAUCUCGACCGUCGAGCCUGACCAGUACGGCCGCCGCUUCCUCGACUUCAUGAACCAAGCCAUCGUCUAGGAGCCGUAUCUAGAGCCGUACUAGAGCGUCUAGGGGCCAUACUAGAACAUAACAUAUGGUCCGUACUAUAAAGUUGUCUAGAGGGCGUACUAGGCCCUGAUCUAGAGCCGUACUCUAGAACAUGUACAUAGCUUAUCCUCACCUUGUUGUCUAUAUUUAUCUCGCAUAUGAAUAAUCUUGGAGGGACAGAUCACGGAACGUUUUAAGAUCAGUGUUUUUCAAGGAAUUACUUGUACUGUAAACUCAUAUCCAUCACAAAUUACUUGUACUGUACUGUAUAGUAUAGUACAUACUGUAUAGUAUGUACUUGCACAGUACUGUAUAGUAUUUACUUGUACUGUACUG
Molecule: messenger RNA, 1534 nt
Organism: Hyalella azteca
Lineage: Eukaryota; Metazoa; Arthropoda; Malacostraca; Amphipoda; Hyalellidae
Gene: PIP4K
Product: phosphatidylinositol 5-phosphate 4-kinase type-2 alpha
Exons: 8
Coding region: 149-1189 (346 amino acids)
Biological process (GO): phosphatidylinositol metabolic process
Molecular function (GO): phosphatidylinositol kinase activity
Source: RefSeq, a predicted model, not a curated record